CGCCAUCACCACUGCACUUGUUCGAGAGGACGGAGAAACUACCGACACACACACAGACUGCUGCUGCUGCUGCUGAGGGACGACAUGUGGCUUCGAGACGAGAUUUUAAAAUCCAUAUGGCACGCCUUCACGGCCCUGGACGUGGAUCAACGUGGAAAAGUGUCCAAGUCUCAGUUGAAGGUGCUGUCCCACAGCCUGUGCACAGUGAUGAAGAUCCCUCAUGACCCUGUGGCCCUUGCAGAGCAUUUCAAAGAUGACGAUAAAGGACCGCUGUCCAACCAAGGCUACAUGCCUUACCUCAACAGGUUUAUCCUCGACAAGGUGCAGGAGGAAUUUGAUGUACUUGAAUUCAACAAGAUGUGCUGGACACUGUGUUACAAGAAAAAUAUCUCCACUAAACACCUACUCAUCUCAGAUGACGAUGCUUUCAAAGUCUGGUGCAUUUCCAACUUUCUGUCAGAAGACAAAUACCCACUGGUCAUGAUUACUGAGGAGAUUGAGUACUUCCUUCGAAAGCUGAUGGAGGCCAUAGGGAGUGGAUGGAGUGAGGAGAAGUUUUGCGAUUACAAGCUGCAGUUGCACUCAAAGAAUAACCGCCUGAGUGCCUGGGAGCUGAUCGAGCUGCUGGGGCUGGGUCACUUCACUAAGGGCAUGACCCGGCAGACCCUCUCCAUGGGCAUCGGGGAGGUCUUCCAGGAGCUCAUACUGGAUGUGCUCAAGCAGGGAUACAUGAUGAAAAAGGGUCACAAAAGGAAGAACUGGACCGAGCGGUGGUUUGUCCUUGGACCCAACUCACUGUCAUACUACGUCUGUGAAGACCUUGUGGAGAAGAAAGGAGACAUCAUUCUGGACCCAACCUGCUGUGUGGAGUCUCUCCCGGAUAAAGAAGGGAAGAAAUGCAUGUUCAUUAUCAAGUGCACUGAUAAAAGCUUUGAGAUCAGCGCCUCAGACAAAAAGAAAAAGCAGGAAUGGCUUCAAGCUAUCCAGACGUGCCUCCAGCUGCUGAGGUUGGGGCUGCCGUCCCCUCACCGCGAGGCCCGGCUGAGGCGCAGGGAGCUCCGGCAGAGGCAGCAGACGGAGGAGGACGACCUGGCGGAGAGGAUGAAGCAUCUGCAGGCGGCCAAUGAGAACAAACAGAGACAGCUGGAGGGAAUGAGGAAGAAAAUGGAAGAGGCUGCAGCCAGAGCAGCAGAAGAAGAGCACAGGAGGAAGCAGACGCAGUUAGACCUGCAGGAUCGUUACAGACUGGACCUGGAGAGAGAGAAAAUGGUGCGUCAGCAGAUGGAGGAGCAGGUGGCUCAGAAGUCCAGUGAGCUGGAGCAGUACCUGCUGCGCGUCCGCGAGCUGGAGGACAUGUACCGCCGCCUGGAGGAGGCCUUAGAGGACGAGAAGCAGGCCAAGCAGGACGAGGAGGCCAUGCACAAGCUGCAGGCCAGUCUGCUGGAGGAGGAGGCAGCGAAGCGGGCCGAGCUGGAGCGGUUCCACCAGCAGCAGCAGAGGGCGCUGUCGCAGACAGAGGCGGAGAAGCAGGAGCUGGUGGCCGAGCAGCGGGUCAAAGAGAGAGAGCUGCAGGCGGCCAUGCUGCAGCUGGAGAAGCUGGAGAGGGAGCGGCUCGGGGCGCUGGAGCAGUACCAGGAGGUGUCGAUGAAGCUUGAACGAGCAGCUAACAAGACAAAGACUUGGAAGGACAAGGUGGCCAAACAUGAGGGUCUGGUGCGUCUCAUCCAGCCAGGUCAUAAAGGUCCUCAGAGGAUCACUAACUGGGGUCCGGCUUCAUUCACUGAUGUUGAGCUGGAGCUGAGGAAGAAGUCGUGGCAGGAAAGGAAGAACCAGGGCGCUCCAGCUCAGUGAACACACCUCACUGAGGAGGACAGUCUAGGUCUGAUCAUGUUUAAUAACAUACACUUACUGAGCCAUCUGCAGCGAUAACAGAUUUACUGAUAUGAUUUGGCUUACUUUCUUCUGUAACAAAAAAUCUCAUCAAGCAAUUGUAGGAAGCAGUGCUCUAAAAUAAUCUGAUCAUGAAUUGAAAUAGCAGAAAAAUACAACUAAUAAGUGAAUAUUUAGUUAUUAUUUUAUGAAGAAAUACAUCCAGUUUCUUAGUUUGUGCUUUCUGACUUCCUGUGUUUUAAUUCAUUGUACUGACACGUAAUAGAGUACAGCAGUAGAUUAAUAUGUGUAUUGUUUUAUCACAUUUAAACUUGUAUGAAAAACAUAUAAUAAAACACCACCUUUUUUUUUUCAAAA
Trematomus bernacchii (emerald rockcod) is the source of this 2247-nucleotide messenger RNA. Its product is annotated as switch-associated protein 70-like. Gene Ontology annotation, cellular component: cytoplasm; nucleus. Lineage: Eukaryota; Metazoa; Chordata; Actinopteri; Perciformes; Nototheniidae. The record is from RefSeq and is a predicted model, not a curated record. The transcript has 12 exons. Bases 85 to 1851 code for a protein of 588 amino acids.